Molecule: messenger RNA, 3855 nt
Organism: Durusdinium trenchii
Lineage: Eukaryota; Dinophyceae; Suessiales; Symbiodiniaceae
Source: the annotation of a GenBank genome assembly
AUGCCUGAUUUCCUUGGCGAUGGUUGUGGAGAUCGGAUAUUGACAGCUGCAUCUCCCUGGCUGCGAUCCAACAAUGGCUGCGAGGUGAGAAAAAGUGCCAAUGGCUGGUCACUGGUCGCCACAAAGCAUUUUGGUCAGGGAGAUGUGGUCUUGGAAGAAUGCCCGGUGAUGCGCGGCCCCUCAACGUUUCCAUGGAAUACGCCCGAGGAGCUCAAGAAAAGCUUGGAAGGUCAAGACCGUUGUGUGCGUGUGUCAGAAUGGAUGUUUGCAUCGCACGUCGCCUUCCCAACUCACUCAGAGGACUUAUGGAUCGAUGUGGAUUUCCUCACAAAUGAAUUGGCCAUGUUUGCUCCCUUAGAUAGCCAUGCAGCGGAUUCAUACCGCGCAGAACUAGCGAAGAUUAUGGCUCCAUCACAGCUAAGUGAGACUUUGUUGCGAGGCCUGUUAAUGGGAAAGUUUUCCUCCUUUCCUUACGGUGAUGGCAGCGAUGGCCGAUGUUUGUUUGGUCUUCUCAGCAAGCUCAACCACUCCUGCUAUCCCAACACUGUUUGCCUUUGGCCUGGUCCUGUGAGCGCGCCCAGCGCCCAGCUACGCGCGGUCACUCGGAUCCAGGCAGGGGAGGAGCUGACCUUUUCCUACCUCGGCAAUGACUUUCCACUGCGAGUGCGUUCCACGGAGAAGCGGCGCGAGAGGCUUUUUCGAGGCUUCGAAUUCAACUGCUGUUGUGAGCUGUGUGAAGCCAAAGAACCAAAGACUACUGGACAGCUUUGCAAGCGUGCCCUGGCCUUUGGGAAGCCACCACCCUUUCCAAAGUCGAAGAAAGAAGUUGUUGGUGGAGGUCCGCCGAGCCAGGUCGACAACCUGCCGUGGAGGGUCUUGCUACGACUUACUCAGGUGUUGCAGUGCUGUUGGAUCUUCCUCGGCAUUGCGGAGGGGCUUUGCAAUUGGUUUCCGGCCACCUUCGGUGUGGACAUCUUCCGAUCCAAGUGGGGCACCCGUGCUCCGAUCAUUGAGGGAGGGGAGCAUGCAGCCGAAGGGGAGCAUGCGGCUGAAGGGGAGCAUGCGGCUGAGGGGGAGCAUGCGGCUAAAGGGGAGCCUGCGGCUUCAGAACAAAAUGCUCUGGACAUGGAGCAUGCGCUGACGCACGCGGAAGAGCCUGUUGAACAUGUGGGACUUGCAGAUGUCCCUGCUGUGGCAAUGGCUUUUGCUGCGGCCUUGUUUCUGCUGCCCUUGGCCAGUGGAUAUUGCCAGCAAAAGCCGGGAGAACAACAUUCCUUCGAGUGCACUUUUGAUGGUCAAAGCGAGCCUGAUAUCAACGUACCAGACUCCUGGGUGACUGAUGAGUCCUUUCAUUUGUCCUUGCAGGUGCGGUCACAAGUUCCCCUUGGCUUUAAAAAUGAGACUGAGUGUCAGCAAAAGGAGAUCGCUGCAUUGGUGGGCUACCGUGGCAACUACGUGUCUCUCUACACACAUGGCCAAUACAGCAUGGGUGAAUGUGGUCUGGCUGGAAAGGGAGCCGUUCUCUUUUGCCUGAAGGGUGCCACUCCGGCACCCAGGAUUGAAAUCUCGUUGGAAGUGGAAUCCAACCACCCUGCCGGGAUUCGAGUAGAUGGACAGAUCCUGCCAGCUCAGAAAUGGAAGCGCAACUUCACCAUGACUUUCGGUGGCAGCUGGGGCCGCAAUGCUUUUCACAUUUUCACGAUUCCGGACAAGAGUUCCAUCGACCUUUGGCGUCUCAACAUGGACGCACGUCGGAAGACAUCCAUCUUUGAGUCCAAUGCCUCUGUACCCACCAACACUGUCUUUUUGAUCCAUGAGAGUUCACCCUGUGUGUCUGGCAUCAUGGAGGGUGGUGGUUGCUUUGACCCUGAGUUUGUCGAGACCUGUGUGAAGUCCGUGCCCAUCUCCUUCGCAUCAGACAAAAGGGAUAGGAUGAAGGUUGCAAUGUACUUGACCUUCCAGGACACUGCAGCCUUGACCCUCAGCAAGGGAUCCCGCCCCGCUCUUCAACCAGGAAAAUGGCUGGUCUUUAUUGCGUGUGGCAAUUCCUUUCUUGACCGAUGCCCUGAAACGACCGUCCAUGUCGAGUCCUUUCAGCAGUCAAAUCUCAACUGGAGAUUGACCAGUGGCGUGUUGGUGGUGGUGCUUGGAAUGCUGGGGGUUCUUUUCAUGGUGAAUGCCAUCUAUUGGUUUGCAUACUUCGUUCUUUACCGAAUCAGUGAUCCUGGCCGUGAGACUCACAAGGAGCAGCUUUGGCCAGUACUUGUCGGCAGCUGCAGCCGCGCUCAUAUGACCGGUUUGCGGGACUUGGCGAUGUUGGUCGCAAGGCCGCUUCCGUUCUUUGCCACCCUGCUGAGUCUCAUGCUGGGCGUUUUCUUGGCCACCACGGCCCAAUUUGUACUCACACACUACGGCCUCAUGGUCAAGAGUGGAAAUCGAGAUGUUUGUUUCUACAAUGAACGGUGCUACUACCCAGGUGUGAACAGUGACCUGCCUUGGAACAAUAUCAUCUCUAAUCUGGCAUAUUUUGUGGCAGGAGCCCAUGUGAUUUGUCAAGCGUUCUUCGCGGAGACUCGUUGUCGGACUUUCUCAAAGCGGGCGAUGCAAAAGCUUUUUGCUAUAAUGGACGCUGACGGAAAUGGCCAACCCAUGGGCUACUUGAACCGUGAGAAAUGGCAUGGGUUAUUCUUCAAGGCAGAUCUCAACCGCAGUGGGCGGGUCUCAAGAGUCGAGUGGAAAGAAGCAUAUGGGACUCGUUCGGCCUUUGACUUCAUUGAUCGAAAUGGCAAUGGGAUGCUGGACAUCUCAGAGUGGGACGAUGCCUUUGACCGUUUGGAUGAAGAGAACCAUGGCAGUGUCUCGGCAGAUGAUAUGAUACGAGUGGCAUUGGGACCCAGGCAGAUUGACCUGAGGGCUUUCUUUGCACUGGGAGUGGCCUUUGUGGCUGAAGGUGUGGGAAGCAUGUGCUAUCAUUUGUGUCCCUCUGUCGAGACCUUCCAAUUUGACACCUGUUUCAUGAUUCCAAUUGCUAAUGUCUUCACGCUGGUUCUUUUGGACUGGGACCUCUCGCCCAGACCAGAUACCGUGACCGCACUGAAGUAUAUUAUCUACGUGUUAAUACCCUUGUGGCUGAUCAUUUUCAUUGGGACGUGGUAUGACAUCGGGGUGUUUGCCACCUCGUUCUGGAUAUACUGGUUGUACGCCCUGCUGGUGAUUGUGUGGUCCGUCCUCGUGGACGUCACGGGCAUCCGGCGUAUCUUCCAGGCGCCCGGCCGGUGCGGUGUUGUAGCCAAGCGGACAUUGCAGAUUGUCCUUUUGCUUUCGGUGGUCGUUGCCUUCUUUGUCCCAGAUGUGCGUGUCCGGUAUCUCAGUGGCACAGCAAACUUCUUCUUAGAGAUCUCAAUCCUUGUUAUGAUUGUCAUCGUUAGCCGGCAGAUUUAUGAAGAGGACCUGCGUUUUCUUACCUGCGAGCUGCGGGAGAUGGGUGCCCGCAUCAUCAAGAAUACUCACGGCUCCUUGAUGGUAGCCGUCGCGGUCAUGGCUAUGAUAUGCUUCACCAACAAGGUGGUCAUUGUUGAGCCUGGAACUCCUCCAGCUGUGAGUCGCGAGGAUAAUCAGGACUGUGUCUUUUCGAUUUUUGAUUUGCAUGAUUUAUGGCACUUUUUGUCAGCCACGGCUUUGGCACUAUUUGCAAUGCUACUCCUUGAUGUGCGAGUGAAUUCAUGGGCUCGGAAGAUGGGCAUCGAAGUUCUCUUUGAGCGCCCCAUGUUUGAUGACGACUCUAGCGAUGACAGCUCAGCCUCAGCCUCUUUUAUCGACGAGGAGAGUAUUAGAUCACUCUCACCCUGCAGCUAG